CCCGCCCCGGCUCCGCGGGCGGAGCGGAAGCGCGCGCGGCGGGCGGAGUCCUGGGCGGGACUUCCGGCCGCGCACCGGCGGCUUCCGGCCGAGCGAGGGCGGGCCGGCCGGCCUGCGGGACAUGAAGCCCCUGGACCCCCACCAUGCGGGUGCUGCUCAGCGCGCUCUGGGUGACUCUGGCUUGCAGCUCCGUGCACACGACCCUGUCCAAGUCGGACGCCAAGAAGGCCGCGGCCAAGACGCUGCAUGAGAAGACGCAGCUCUCGGAGAAGCCCGCGCAGGAGCGGGGCCUGGUGGUGACGGAGCUGCGAGCCGAGGACGUGGUGCGGGAGCAUCGCAGCUACUGCUCGGCCCGCGCCCGCGAGCGGCACUUCCGCGGCGACGUGCUGGGCUACGUGACCCCCUGGAACAGCCACGGCUACGAUGUCGCCAAGAUCUUCGGGGCCAAGUUCACCCAGAUCUCGCCCGUGUGGCUGCAGCUGAAGAGGCGCGGCCGCGAGCUGUUUGAGGUCACAGGCCUGCACGACGUGGACCAAGGGUGGAUGCGGGCCGUGAAGAAGCAGUCCAGGGGCCUCCGCAUCGUGCCUCGGCUCCUCUUUGAGGACUGGACCCCCGAGGAUUUCCGGAACGUCCUGGACAGUGAGGAUGAGAUCGAAGAGCUGGGCAAGACCAUGGUCCAGCUGGCCAAGGCUCAGCACUUCGAUGGCUUUGUGCUGGAGGUCUGGAGCCAGCUGCUGGGCCAGAAGCAUGUGGGCCUCGUCCACCUGCUCACGCACCUGGCCGAGACGCUGCACCAGGCCCGCCUGCUGCUCAUCCUGGUCAUCCCGCCAGCCAUCUCCCCCGGGAGUGACCAACCUGGCAUGUUCACGCACAAGCUGUUCGAGCAGCUGGCGCCAGUGCUGGAUGGCUUCAGCCUCAUGACCUACGACUACCCGCGGGCACAGCAGCUUGGCCCCAACGCACCGCUGGCCUGGGUGCGAGCCUGCGUGCAGGUCCUGGACCCCAAGGCCCAGUGGCGGAGCAAGAUCCUGCUGGGGCUUAACCUCUAUGGCAUGGACUACGCCACCUCCAGGGACGCCCGCGAGCCCGUCCUGGGGACCAGGUACAUCGAGACGCUGAAGGAGCACCGGCCCCGGCUGGUGUGGGACGCGCAGGCCGCCGAGCACUUCUUCGAGUACAAGCGGAGCCGCGGAGGGAGACACAUGGUCUUCUACCCGACGCUGAAGUCCGUGCAGGUGCGGCUGGAGCUGGCCCUGGAGCUGGGCGUCGGGGUGUCCAUGUGGGAACUGGGCCAGGGCCUGGACUACUUCUACGACCUGCUCUAGCGGGCUCUGGAGCGGAUUGACCAAUACAGGCUUGUUUGCUGGA
Molecule: messenger RNA, 1368 nt
Organism: Sorex fumeus (smoky shrew)
Lineage: Eukaryota; Metazoa; Chordata; Mammalia; Eulipotyphla; Soricidae
Gene: CHID1
Product: chitinase domain containing 1
Exons: 13
Coding region: 144-1325 (393 amino acids)
Biological process (GO): carbohydrate metabolic process
Cellular component (GO): extracellular region
Molecular function (GO): chitin binding; oligosaccharide binding
Source: RefSeq, a predicted model, not a curated record